AUGGCUACGCGCUUGUCCGUUGCCAGAAAAAGUCAGUCUUCAACUGGUCCAGUAACCAAAGCCAUGGCCACAGGCUUGGCUGUUGACCAAAAAAGUUCCACAACUAUAACCACGCGACUGGCCAGUCGCAGAAAGAAUGAAUUUCCAUCCAACCUGGUGACCACAGAUACAGCCACACACUUGACAGGGGCCAAAAGUGAACAUCCUUUACCUGGCCCAGUGACCACAGCCAAGGAGAAAGCCUUAGCUGCUACCAGAAAGAGUCGAUCGAUGUCUAGUUUGGUAAUUGCCUCCACUGCCAAGCACUUAGAAGCUGCCAAAAGAAGUCAAUCUCUGUCUGGCCAAGUGAUAGCAGCAACAAGGUCGCAGUUGGCUGUUACCAACAAAGGUCAAUUUUCAUCUUGCCCCAUGACCACAGACCUGGCUCCACUUUUAACUAUUGCUACUACAGGACAAUCUCCAUCAGGGGAUGCAAGUAACAUAAAGCAAACAGUUACAGAAACGACUAACAAGGAGACAAGUGCUCCAGAAAAACCUGAUGAGAACAGGCCAAGAUGUACUGUCAAGAGAAGGCCUUCUGAAAGGCGUUUCAGUGUAAGGCUGGUGGAGAGUUCCUCCAGAUUCAGAGAUAUCGUGGUGAGGAAGCAAGAUGGCUUCACCCACAUCAUGUUAUCCACAAAAUCAUCAGAAAAUAACUCACUAAAUCUAGAAGUGAUGAAAGAACUUCAGGAUGCUCUCAACAAGGCUGCUGUUGAUGACAGCAAGCUGGUACUUCUCAGUGCAAUUGGCAAUGUCUUCUGCUUUGGACUGGACUUUACUUAUUUUAUACAGCGCCUCACAGCGAACAAGAAAAGAGAAAGUGCUAAAAUGGCAGAAUCGAUCAAAAAUUUUGUGAAUACGUUCAUUCAGUUUAAGAAGCCUAUUAUUGCAGCAGUCAAUGGCCCAGCCCUUGGCUUGGGAGCAUCUAUACUGCCUCUUUGUGAUGUGGUUUGGGCUAAUGAAAAGGCUUGGUUUCAAACCCCCUAUACCACCUUUGGACAGAGUCCAGAUGGCUGUUCCAGCUUUACAUUUCCCAAUACUAUGGGAGAAGCCUCUGCAAAUGCAAUGUUGCUCAGUGGGCAGAAACUGACAGCACAGGAAGCUUGUAAGAAGGGCCUGGUCUCCCAGGUAUUUUGGCCACAGACCUUCAGCCAGGAAGUCAUGAUUCGAAUCAAGGAGCUCGCCUCAUGUAAUGCAGUUGUCCUGGAAGAGUCCAAAGCCCUACUGCGCUUUACCACCAAGAUGAAGUUGGAGGAGGCCAAUGAGAGGGAGUGCAAAGUGCUGAAAAAUAUUUGGGGCUCUGCAGAGGGAAUAGAGGCCAUGUUAAAAUACUUGCAGAAAAAAAUUGAGUACUGA
Microtus oregoni (creeping vole) is the source of this 1395-nucleotide messenger RNA. RefSeq names its product chromodomain Y-like protein. NCBI's taxonomy places the organism in Eukaryota, Metazoa, Chordata, Mammalia, Rodentia, Cricetidae. Gene Ontology annotation, molecular function: transcription corepressor activity. The transcript has a single exon. The coding region runs from base 1 to 1395 and encodes 464 amino acids. The record is from RefSeq and is a predicted model, not a curated record. Gene Ontology annotation, cellular component: nucleus.